Molecule: messenger RNA, 1487 nt
Organism: Daldinia decipiens
Lineage: Eukaryota; Fungi; Ascomycota; Sordariomycetes; Xylariales; Hypoxylaceae
Product: LigB-domain-containing protein
Exons: 5
Coding region: 256-1269 (337 amino acids)
Molecular function (GO): oxidoreductase activity, acting on single donors with incorporation of molecular oxygen; zinc ion binding; ferrous iron binding
Source: RefSeq, a predicted model, not a curated record
AAGCUAGGUAAUGCAACGGCCCACUACGGUACCUAGCGCCAUAGCUAAAUAGCGGCUGAAACUCAACGCUAGGGGGUAUGCUGACUGAUCCUUGGUAAUUGCUGAAGAAUCGGUCAAUAGACUCAAUACAGCUUCUCCUUAACCUAACCUAGUGACUUACACUGGGACUUCUUAGUGCACCUACGGCAGGGGGGCGGAUUACAAAUGGUUUUCAACAGCUUCCCAUCCUUUUUUCUAUAUAGUCGUUAACUUUUCAUGCCAAUGGCUUCCCCUGGGUUAAUUACCAGAACAAUUCUAAUUGUAUCCUUACUUGUCGUAGCUGUGGCUUUCUUAUUCUCAUCAUCAUCACUAUCUCGCGCCAUCCUGCCCCUUUCCGUCUGGAAACCCGUUUCCUCCAUCAUAGCCCAAUAUCAAACAUCAACAAACUCAAACUCGCCACCAAUGACGACUAAUAAGACCCCGGUUUACUUCUUCAGCCAUGGCGGCCCGGACGUGCAAUACAACACGGUCCAUCCCGCCUAUCCAAUUCUCCAGAAAAUAGGGAAGGAAAUUACUCAGAAAGUGAAGCCCAAAGCUGUCGUCGUCUUUUCUGGCCAUUGGGAGGCUGAGCCUGAUGUCAUCGAGGUCAACACUGCUGAGCACACAGACCUGAUUUAUGACUUCUAUGGAUUCCCGCCCGAGUUCUACAAGGCGCAAUAUCCCAAUAGGGGAAGCCCCGAAUUAGCCUCCAAGGUCAUUGAUCUCUUAACGAAAGCCGGUAUAAAGGCCAAAGGCGUGACUAGAGGACUUGACCAUGGAGUGUGGUCGGGAUUCAAUGUCGCCUUCCACCCCGAAGAAAACCCCCUUAAUGUUCCCUUGGUUCAAGUAAGCUUAUACGCCAACCAGAACGUGGACAUGCACUAUCAACUGGGGCAAGCCGUUGCCUCUCUGCGUGAUGAGAACAUUGUUAUCAUCGGCGCAGGAAUGUCUGUGCAUAAUCUUAGGGACUUGUCCAAAACUUGGGGUGACCGGAGGCCGCUGCCUUAUACAGUAUCCUUUGACGAGGCUUUGAAAGACGCCGUUGAGUCCCCGCCAAAUGAGCGAUGGGCCCGUAUGAAAGACGUUGCCAAGCGGCCGGACGCUAGACAAGCCCAUCCGCGGUUCGAUCACUUAAUGCCGGUAUAUGUAACAGCUGGUGCGGCUGGUGAUGACGAGGGAAAGAGGACAUGGACAUUGCACGAGGGUUGUUUGGCGUGGGGUCAGUAUAGAUUUGGACAGGUCCCCGCGUGAAAGGAAGACUAGCAAUAUAGAAACCACGACAUCAGCCUAUCAUCGGAGUUUUUGAUAAUGCCAUUGUAAAAAAUACAAAUAAAAGGGAGAAAGGGAACGCAGUUUAUCUACCUACUAUAUCUACUAUUGUUUACCUAGAUACGAUCCGUACAAUGAUGCCUGAAGCUUCUAAUCCCUGGGUAUUAUGUACUAUCUAUGGUAUCUUGUCAUACAUUAAG